Molecule: messenger RNA, 1478 nt
Organism: Durotheca rogersii
Lineage: Eukaryota; Fungi; Ascomycota; Sordariomycetes; Xylariales; Xylariaceae
Product: BSP-domain-containing protein
Exons: 1
Coding region: 355-1314 (319 amino acids)
Source: RefSeq, a predicted model, not a curated record
AAUUCCAAUGCCAUUAGUGCCCCGGCAAAACUGAUAACGCCCUAAAUAUCCCCGAAUAUCGAUAAUGCUGGAUGCUGGACGGAGGGGCAGCGAGUAGACAUCAUACCUGCCCCUUCCUAUGGGACUGUCUAGGCCACCAUACCCACAUCCACCCCAGGCCUACCCAUCCUGUGUACUAUGUAUGGCGCCUACGACGAUUCCUUCCACACACCCUCUUCCUCCCACCACCCUCCUCCUCCGCUACUCUGUCUCACCUCGAAACCCGUAUAGCGCAAAGGCCACACCCUCAAUUGGAACUCUUUCGACAAAUCCCCACCACCCUCGAUCAGGUACGGCUGCCAGGCGCCCGAUUCCAUGUCUAACCGGGGGGAGCACGACGGUCUUCUAGCCGGAGCUGCCAACCUCAGCAUAAGCCUCGCCCUAUCCGCCGCGGACUCCGAUACCCGGGAGGAACGCGUCCCUCGGCUGCCCAUGCCCCUCGCGCCCCAAACCACGGCGGUCCCGGCGCCUGGCACGUCGCGCCGGGCUGGCGGGCCGCAGGACCGCCCUCCUCUUCCUCGCCCUUCUUCUCCUCCUCUUCCGGCCGCGCCCCUCGUGCUCCCGCGCCUGCGGCUGCACGUCGAAGACAUCGCGCACGACGGCGCGCGCGUCUUCCUGUCCAGCGUCAACGCCGUCUCGCUGCUGCGCGACAGCCUCGGCGCCGUGCAUACCCACCUGUACACGGGGGCCCCUUUCUCCUCCCCCUCCUGCUCCGCGUCGUCUUCAGCCGCGGCCAAGAGACCCCACGUCCCGCCCACCCUCUCCGUGACGCUCCUCCUCCGCGCCAUCGACGGCGUCGCCUACACGACCGGCACCGACCUCGACCCCCUGCACCACAAGGAGAUCCACCUGUCGCUGCGCUACGUCGCCCUCGCCUCCCACGCCGCCCGCGUCGCCGACGAGAUCCGCGGCGUCCUGACCCACGAGCUCGUCCAUUGCUACCAGUGGAACGGCCGCGGCCUCGCCCCCGGCGGCCUCAUAGAGGGCGUCGCCGACUGGGUCCGCCUCCGUGCCGACCUGGUGCCCCCGCACUGGCACCCCACCGAUAUCCCGUCCAGCUGGGACGCCGGUUACCAGCACACCGCCUACUUCCUCGACUACCUUGAGCGUCGCUUCGGCGACGGCACUGUUCGCCGCCUGAACGAGAAGCUGCGCACGGAUAAGUACGACGAGGAAGCCUUCUGGACCGAGCUCCUCGGGGCACCAGUGGCACAGUUGUUCGAAGACUACAAGGAGACACUAGAGGUCGACGACAAGAAGCCAGGACAGGACUAAUCACUAGCCGGCGGCAAGUUGGAUUUGGAAUAUUUCGGCAUGUUAUUAUGUUCAUGAUGAGAUACAGCUAUAGAUGAUACCCUAUUCAAUACGUAAUGGUGAGACGGUACAGAUCAGAGAACAUUGUUCUGUUUUCUCUACCUCGGAGCGCAAAAUCAAAAUGC